UCCAUCUCCUUCUUCUUCUUCUUCUCCUCCGUCACAUAAAUUAAAACGCUUUAUUGUGCCCCAUGUCGCUCUGAAAAGGAACUGACUUUAUUUCUAAGGGAAUUGGAAUUUCUCUCUCCAUUAAAAUAAAACGAGAGUGGGCAUAAGGAGAAAGCCAAAGCAGGCCGGUGCGAUGCAAAUGAUCUCCAAGGCAUCAUCUUGCGCCAUGGCUUCGCUCUCUUGCACCAGGGCAAGGAGUGGGCUAUGCGUAUGGCCAGGUGCAAGACAGCUUUGCCUUCGAAAGAGCCUCUUGUGUGGAUUCAUGUGGUUGCUAUCUACCCCAUUUAAAACAUUGCGCUGUGCUGGCCGAACACUUAGAGUUUCCCAAUUUUGCAGUAUAACAAAUAUGUCAUCCUCAUUGCAAAUUGAAUUGGUGCCGUGUCUGAGGGACAACUAUGCAUAUCUAUUACAUGAUGCUGACACUGGCACAGUAGCUGUGGUUGAUCCUUCCGAGUCUGUGCCUAUUGUAGAUGCUCUAAGUAGGAAGAACCGAAAUUUGACCUAUAUACUUAAUACCCAUCACCAUUAUGACCAUACUGGUGGAAAUGAAGAGCUGAAAGCAAGGUACGGUGCAAAGGUAAUUGGCUCAGGGCUUGACAGUGAGAGGAUUCCUGGCAUUGACAUAGGUCUAAAGGAUGGGGACAAGUGGAUGUUUGGAGGUCAUGAAGUUCUUGUCAUGGAAACGCCUGGCCACACCCGAGGACAUGUUGCAGGUCACAUUAGUUUCUACUUCCCUGGAUCCGGUGCAAUUUUCACAGGAGACACUUUAUUCAGUUUGUCAUGUGGCAAACUCUUCGAAGGGAAACCUGAAGAGAUGCAUGCUUCCCUUCAAAAAAUUUCAUCUUUACCAGAUGAUACAAAGAUCUUUUGCGGGCAUGAAUAUACAUUGAGUAAUUCUAAGUUUGCUCUGUCGAUUGAACCCAACAAUGAGUCGCUGGAAUCAUAUGCAGCACAAGUGGCUCAUCUUCGGAGCAAGAGCUUGCCAACAAUCCCGACCACAUUAAAAGUUGAGAAGGCUUGCAACCCUUUCCUGCGCUCUGCAAGUUCAGAAAUUCGCCGGUCAUUAAAGAUCCCAGAGACGGCAAGUGAUGCAGAAGCAUUGGGAGUCAUCCGUCGAGCCAAGGAUGAUUUUUGAGGCUGAACAGAAGGGUUUUUAAAUAAUCAACAAAAAUGAAUAUACUUGCAUGGGAAGUGUGUAUAGAUUAAUGCUCGCAAUUCCUUACCACCACCAGAUUAUGUUUUCUUACCUUGUGUACAUUUGUAGCUGUGGCUACCAAUCAUACAUUUUCUUUCCCCACCUGAAUCCUCUCCAAAGUAUAUCCCUCGUUCAUAAAUUGAUAUUCCGGCCUUCUUUCCUCCAACAGAAAUCUAUUCUCGUGAAGAGUUUCUUA
Messenger RNA from Linum tenue, 1430 nucleotides. The record is from the annotation of a GenBank genome assembly. Lineage: Eukaryota; Viridiplantae; Streptophyta; Magnoliopsida; Malpighiales; Linaceae.